AUGAGUAUACCAUUUUCUGUGGCAGUUAACCCUUCCAUUAUUAGGAAUAAUAGGAAAUCGUGUGGUAGAAGAUAUGCUGUUAUAACAUCAGAAUUAACCAUGGUUCCAAAACAUAAAGUUGUUGAAAAGCAAUCUCGGAUAGCCGAUUUUGAUACUCCCUGUCGUAGUAACCUCAAGCCACAGUUUGAGCCUAGCUUUCUCAACAACGCGUAUGAAAUGUGCAGAAACAUCUGUGCCGAAUAUGCCAAGACAUUCUAUCUAGGAACUUUACUUAUGACCGAAGAAAGACAGAAGGCUAUAUGGGCUAUAUACGUUUGGUGCAGGAGGACAGAUGAAUUGGUGGAUGGUCCUAAUGCUGACUAUAUGAGCUCUGCUGUUCUUGAUAGAUGGGAAGAUAGAUUGCAUGACAUUUUCAAUGGACAACCCUAUGAUAUGCUUGAUGCUACUCUUACCGAUACAAUAUCCAAGUUUCCCUUGGAUAUUAAGCCUUUUAGGGACAUGAUAGAAGGUAUGAGAAUGGAUACGAGGAAAACGCGGUACAAAAAUUUCGAAGAAUUAUAUCUUUACUGCUACUAUGUGGCGGGAACUGUUGGGUUGAUGAGUGUUCCGGUAAUGGGAAUCGCGCCGGAGUCUCUCAUUCCUACUCAAAGUGUAUAUAAAUCAGCAUUAUAUCUUGGUAUUGGAAAUCAACUCACAAACAUUCUUAGAGAUGUAGGGGAGGAUGCAUUAAGAGGUAGAGUGUAUCUUCCACAAGAUGAACUCGGUGAGUUUGGUUUAUGUGACAAAGAUGUUUUCUCAAGAAAAGUGAGUGAAAGAUGGAAAGAGUUUAUGAAACAGCAGAUUGCAAGGGCAAGAUUCUACUUCAACUCUGCAGAAGAAGGAGCUUAUCACCUUGAUAAGGCCAGCCGUUGGCCGGUUUGGUCGUCUUUAAUAUUGUACCGCAAGAUCUUAGAUGCAAUCGAAGACAACGAUUAUGACAAUUUGACAAAACGAGCUUAUGUAGGACGAACUGAGAAGUUUGUGUCAUUGCCUGCAGCUUAUACUAGAUCUCUCUCAAUUCCCAGGACCAAAUUGCAUUCUUCCUUCACAAAACUUAUGUAG
Messenger RNA from Vicia faba (fava bean), 1101 nucleotides. The record is from the annotation of a GenBank genome assembly. Lineage: Eukaryota; Viridiplantae; Streptophyta; Magnoliopsida; Fabales; Fabaceae.